AUGGAAUCAACUCCUCAACCUCCGGGUCCGACUAUACCAACCCCUCCAGCCCAACCAAUUCAUCAAAAGAUAACUCGUGGUCAUUCUUGUAUUCUCUGUCAGCAGAGAAAAGUGCGAUGCGACCGGCAAAAACCUCAAUGUUCAAAUUGCGUCAAAGCACAUGCUGAGUGUAUUCCAAGUACACCUGCUGCUCCACGUCGAAGGAGACGGAAGCUUAGCGAAUUAGAUGUCGCAGCAAGAUUACGGAAAUAUGAACAUUUAUUGAGAGUUAACGGAAUUCGAAUCGAAGACGAUGGUGUUACUGGUGGUGUUGGAAGUGCAAAUGCAAGUGGCACUGAAGACGGAAAUGCUGAUGAAUCAAUUUCAAUUCGCCAAGAAAAGACGCCCAAUCCUAAUCCACAAAACCUUUCGAUAGCCAAUAAAGGUAAAGAUCCAGCUACUACUACAGCAACCGGGACCGAACAUAUCGAUAAUCACCAUGGUUCACAUAAACAUCGAUGUAACCGUAAUUCUCACGAAUCACAUGGGCAUCGUUCUAUGGGCUGUGCUCGUGGUUCUAAAGCUGGAAGAGGUCGAUUGUACUCUAAACAUGGUAACUCUCGUUACAUAGAAAAUACCGUCUGGGAGAAUCUCAGCAAUGAAUUACAAGAUCCAAAGGAAGCAUUUCAAGUCUCAUCGGAAGAAGAUGAUAGCAAUGACAACCCUCUCUUUCCCGAGGAAUCAACAAUUCUUCUUGGCAACUUGAUCAGCUCAAAAAGAAAUCUCAGAAGUCUUCAUCCACAACCUGUCACAAUCUUCAGGUUAUGGCAAAAUUUUUUGACCAAUGUAAAUCCAUUGAUCAAACUGUUUCAUGCUCCUACAGUUCAAGAGAUGAUUUUAGAAGCAACAUCAGAUAUGGAUCAUAUUCCGAAACCUACAGAAGCCUUAAUGUUCGUUAUAUACCUCCUAUCUAUCGGAUCGCUCAAAGACGAUGAAUGUGAAAGUACAUUUAAUGAACCAAGAUCAAUACUUUUAUCGAGAUAUUCUCAUGCCACUCAACAAGCUCUUAUCAAUGUCAAAUAUAUCAAAUCUCUCAAUUUGACUUCUUUACAAGCUUACUGUUUAUUUCUUCUUGCAGCUCGUAAGCAUUAUGAUGCUCAUGCAUUUUGGAUUUUGACGGGUUCUGCCGUUCGAAUUGGUCAAAGACUGGGUAUCCAUCGUGAUGGAUCGUCUCAUAAUUUAUCUCCUUUCGACACAGAAAUGAGAAGAAGAGUUUGGUGGCAGAUUGUUUUCCUUGAUGGUUUUGCUGCGAAACUGUGUGGAGCUGGAUUCCCCGCCUGGCUCGCAAAAUUCGAUACAAAGUUACCACUAAAUGUUAGCGAUAGCGAUCUUACCCCCGACAUGAUAGAACCUCCACCCGAGCGCGCAGGUGCAACUGAAAUGCUUUUCUGCUGUAUUCGAUAUGAAGUUUCACAAGCUAUACGAAAAGCUAAUAGCUUUGGCAAUGGGGCACGUGGACAUGGACAUGGACAUGGACAUGGGGGAGGUGGCCGUGGUGGUCAUAGAGGUGGGGGCCAUCACGGUGGUGGUCCUUCAGAUAUUCCUCCUGGUUCCAAUGUCAUUGCCGAAAAGGAUAAAACUAUUGACGAAUUGGAGGCAAGACUCCAGGAGAAGUACUUGCAAUACUGUGAUCCAUCGAUACCUUUACAUUUGCUAUCGAUAUAUGUCGCAAAAUCAGUCAUUUGUACAAUGAGAUUAAUGGCUCAUCAUCCAAGACAAUAUCCCGAUAAAGGUGCGAGUAUGCCACAGAAGGAAAGAGAUAUGCUUUUCAACGAAUCAUUGAAGAUGCUUGAAUAUGAUGGAUUAGGUCAUUCCGAGAAGCUUGUUCAAAGAUAUCUGUGGCAUAUUCAUGUGCAUUUUCAAUUGGACGCUUUUAUAUACUUGCUCAGCGAACUUCGACGUAGGGAAAGGGGAGAAUUAGUUGAUAAAGCAUGGCAACAAGUCGAACUUGCAUAUGAGUUUCGCGCAGAAAUGCUUAACGAUACUAAAAGUAGCUUAUACUUUGCCUUAGGUAAUCUAGUACUCAAAGCCUGGGAGAAAAGAGAAGAAGGUAGUCGUUCACCAGAUCAAGUUACCCCGCCAAGGUUUAUAUCAAUCUUAAGAUCUCAAAGACAAAAGCACGACCAAGUUCAAAGAUCUAUAGAACAACAUGAUGAUAUUUCGGAUCCAUUCAGAACGGUUAAUCACUGGCAAAUGCCAGCUACAGCCGAAUCUUAUGUUAGACAAAAGCCACCUGAUUACAUACCACCACCACAACCACCACAACCAGGACCCUCAAUGCAAAUGCCAAUGCAAAUGCCCCAAGAACAACCAUGGCUCGCUUCAGAUUCAUUCCUUGAUACUUCAAUGCCUGAUAUCACUCCUAUGGACUGGGAAUAUUGGCAAACAUUAUUGGAUGGAGAUCUUCCUGCUUAUACUGGUCAACCUGGUAAUAACUAUGAUCAAAAUUGGUAG
Botrytis byssoidea is the source of this 2493-nucleotide messenger RNA. RefSeq lists its product as uncharacterized. Gene Ontology annotation, molecular function: DNA binding; DNA-binding transcription factor activity, RNA polymerase II-specific; zinc ion binding. NCBI's taxonomy places the organism in Eukaryota, Fungi, Ascomycota, Leotiomycetes, Helotiales, Sclerotiniaceae. Bases 1 to 2493 code for a protein of 830 amino acids. Gene Ontology annotation, biological process: DNA-templated transcription; regulation of DNA-templated transcription. The transcript has 4 exons. The record is from RefSeq and is a predicted model, not a curated record.